Messenger RNA from Danaus plexippus (monarch butterfly), 5726 nucleotides. RefSeq lists its product as uncharacterized. The record is from RefSeq and is a predicted model, not a curated record. NCBI's taxonomy places the organism in Eukaryota, Metazoa, Arthropoda, Insecta, Lepidoptera, Nymphalidae. The transcript is spliced from 5 exons. Bases 84 to 5315 code for a protein of 1743 amino acids. Gene Ontology annotation, molecular function: protein binding.
CUUAUUAAUGACUAUAUAUUUUGUAGUUUCUUUAAUAUUAUUUGUGUUUAUAUAAGUUUUUGUAUCAGAUUUUUUUCUUUGUCAUGUCCGUUUGUGAGUUUUAUAAUCCAGAUAAUGUGUUUAGAAGAUUUAAAGUGGUUGAGUUUCCUAUAUCGUUCGUGGGGUUAUCAACAACCCGUGAACUUGAUGUGGAAACCGAUCUGAACACAUCGGCGUACCUAAAAACAAUGUGUGACGGACGUUUGAUGAAGUUCAGUGAAGCUCGGGAAACAUCAGCAUCACAUAGAGCUUUUUUUAUCAACCAAAAGAACACACACACAAUUGAAAUAACGUUCCUGCCGAAGAAUGAAUGUAUAUCAAAAGCAAAACAAUUUAAAAAUUUUGAUAACAGAUUUGUUUUUGAUUUACGUUUAAUCAAAGUUGAUGAUCUUUGUUGCUGUGAUAACGAAUUACAUGCUGAAGUUGGACGAUAUUAUAUAAGUGGUCAAUUCGAACAAUGCAUUAUAAGCCAUUCACCUGAAACACUUAAUUUUGGAGAUGUAAUAAUUAAUACCAAAGUAACAAAAAACAUAAGAUUGCGGAACGAAUCUAAUGAAAUGAGUGCCAAAAUGGAAUACAUCAGAGUACCCGGUUUUGAAGUAACGCCUGAAAGCUUCACAGUAAAAGCAAAUACAUCAAAAAAAGUUACCAUAACAAUUAAACCUACCUGUCUAAAACUGAAAAGCACUAUAAAAUUUAAAAUAACCAACCCUCAUUAUGUAUAUAAUAAUACUGAGAACCAGAGUACAAAAGAAAAAGAUAAAGAUAAUUUUUUAACAUAUGCUGUUAAUUUUAAAAUGAAUGUCAUAUACCAAAAAACGGUUAAAGAAUUGAAAACUGAAUCUUUGCAUAAAUUGCAAGAACAGAGUCGCAAGUAUACAUACGUAGGAAAUGAAGUUAAAGUCCAGGCUGAAAGAAAAGAAAAGGCAAAAAAUUUUUUAGAAAUUUCAAAAAUACGGUACGCAAGGAAACCUGUGAUAGAAAAAUAUACUACUGGUAAUGUAAGAUGUUAUUCUAAUUUAUUGAUAAAAAAUAUACAAAGAAGUGAUUUUUGUGAACCAAUUCAAGAAAAAAUAACAACAUACGAUCUUUUCGGCAUAGUAUUUACGCCAUUUACAAUUGAUUUUGGAAGAGUUGGAGUCUCAACACUAGGAGACCAAAUAUUAACGAUAAAAAAUAAAACAAAUUAUGAUUUGUUCUUUCAAUUUUUGAAAGACAAGUAUAUCAUUUAUACAGAAGACAAACUGAACACAUUUGAAAUAAAAUUGAAGAAGUUCAGCGAUAUUCAAAUAACAAUUUUCUGUAUUGCUAAUAAAGAAGGAGUUUACAGCAGUUCAUUCUCUUAUGUGAUUGAUAAAAAAUACUAUCGCAAGCACCCUUACACUUUACAAAUAGGUACGCCAACAUUGAUGAUAUUAGAGAAAAAUUUAAAAUUUGGAAUGGUAACAACCGAAAGUUUUGUGACCUCAGUGCCAUUAAGAAUAUACAAUCAUUUCAAUUUACCUGUGGAUUUUAAAUGGGAGGAAAUUUACUCAGACAUUCCAUUUGAAAUAAAACCCAGCUCUGGAACUGUACCUCGCCAUUCUUGCAAAAUAUGUGACGUCCAAUAUGUAUGCAAGGCAUCGAAAACCAAGACACAUGAAGUAGAUUUAUUGUCAAUCAGCAAUAUCACAAGGGCUAUUCCUCUUGAACUAAGUAUAAUUACACGUAAACUGUCUAUAAAAUUUUUACAACCAGCAAUUAUGUUCAAAGACAUUGCUUUAAAUUUAGAAACAAUAGAAUACAUAAAGCUAGAAAAUUCUUCGCGGGAAAUUGCCACAUUUCACGUGGUUGAACCACUGAUUCCUGGUUUUCGAAUAGAACCAAUGUCUGGAACUUUGAGACCAAAAAUGGUUAUGUCAUUUGCAAUUAUUGUAAAAAUUCCUUGCAUUAUAGAGUUUGCUUUUGACAUUCUUAUAAAAAUAAAUAAUAAGGAAAAUGUAUCAUUACCAGUUAGUGGAAAUGUCAUAGAACCGAAAAUAAUAAUACAUCCCAAAAAUAUAUUCAUGACAAGAAUUCCCUGUAAUAUGAUGACUUUUGUCCCAGUAACAUUUCAAAAUCUAAGUACCCUUAAAACAGUAGUAGAAAUCUUAGAUACCGGAGAUGACAACAUUUUCAAUGUGUAUAUGUUACAAGGAAAUGAAAGACAAAGAAUAUUUGAAUUUAAUGUGGAUGGGGGUCAAUCAAAAACUGUAUUCAUAAAAGUUUACGACAUAUUUAGAAGAGAAUAUGAAAUGUAUAUUCCUUUUAAGAUUAACGGUCUUUUAGGACCUCCGAACAAUGACACAAAUUCAACCGAAUUGCGGUACUAUAUUGAAGAAAAUGAAAAGAACUAUGAAAAUAAUUCAAAACUUAAAAUAAAAACUGUUAACAAGGAUAUCAGUUAUUGUCGAAUAACAGGCGUGAUCACAGUGCCAUGGAUAGAUUUUUCAGUUGAUAAAUUUGAGUUAGACUAUAAAGCACAUGGAGAGAAUUCUAUAAAGUUUACUAUGACAAACAUAUCGAAGUAUUUCCUCAAUGUUACAAUUAUAACGUCGAAACUAGCACCAAAUUUUUCGCUGGAAUUAAUUACCGAUGAACCAUCAAUUUCUAAUGAAAGUCAAAUAAAAUUUGAUUUUGAUCGCCUAAAGGAAGUUACUUUUAUCUUAAAUUUCCAUCCAAAAAGUCAUGGCAAAUUUGUAUCGGUGGCCUUAUUAUAUUUAGAUAAACAUAUGACAACUCCAUACUAUAAUUUAACAUUUUAUGGGAAACGACAGACACCGAUAAUGACACCAAGUAGUCAUAGAAUUAUUUUUCCGCCGUGCUACGUGAAUGAAAAUAUUUUUCGAAAUAUAACUCUUAAAAUGGAAGGUGAAUCGCAUAAAGAUCUUUUUUCAUGCAGUUCAAAAGAAGAACCAAAUGUGAUAGUAGAAAUUUUAAAUACAGAGAUAGUUUUUGAGGAUAAUACACCUUACACUUUGGUCAACGUUAAAAUAUCAGUGUGUUGUAGCGUGACCUACUCCCGGAAUAUAAUGUUGACUUUUCACCACGAAUUGGGAUCAUUCUGCGAAAUCGAAGUCAGUUUUUGUUUUACUUACUGCCCUUUAACGCUCCACACACAGUUCUUAGUGAAGCCAAGUGAAAACCCAUAUCCAUACUUUCCUGUCUGUAGUCAAAAUCAGUUACACAAUUAUUUAGAAAAUUGUUUAAAUUUUCUCGAAAAGUGGAUGUUCCAACAAGGAUUCCGUAGAGAUUUGUACCCCGUGAUACCAGAUACAUUUCACGCCAUUUCUUCGGCGAUGUCCACGCAAUCUGGUGGGACAAAAUCAAAAGGAAUUAAUGUCUCGUACUUGAAUUUUAUACGAAGAAUCGCAGGCCCUCUUAUGAAACAUAUACGUAAAAUAUCGGUGGCCGGCGUCGACGAAUCAUUUAAAGUCGUGAAAGAAAUUCACGAUACCUAUAGAGAAAUUAUCAAUCUGUUAAGAUCACGUGGAGCAAAUUUAUGGUCUUUACAAGCAAAGUUUUUAUUAAGUUAUGACCAAUUUGUAUUAUAUACAGAAAAUGCUACGCCAAAGGGAAAUGUUGAUAUAAUUUUUACACAAGAACUAAUUGCGGAUGUUGAACGUUUCAAUAGAUUAAAUAAACAAAGCUGGACAGAUUUCAUUUUACAAAGCUACAAAGUUUUUGUAAUGGACAGUUGUUUCUUCGAGUGUGUCUGUAUGAGUUCUCAACCUAGAGACGUGGUUAAGGUUUUAAUAGAUUGGUAUAAUGAAAAUAUAACAAAUCAACAUGAAAAAGUUGGCGGCAGUAACAAAGUUAUUAAGAAUAUUACAAACAUUACUACAGACUUAUCCGAUGGCAGAGCUAUAAUUUCGUCAAUUUUAAAUUUCUGCCCUUUCAUGCAGGACCACUUUUCACUAUACAGUGAGGUGGACAAAGGUAACGCUGAAGGCGAUAUAAUAAACAACGCUUGUCUUAUCAUCGAAGCAAUGAAUUUAUUGAGAUUAUAUUUUCCUCUUAACAGUAAUGACUUUUUGCAACCUAAUUUUUUACUCAUGCUUUUUUUAUCAAUACAUCUGUACGUCACACUGCCAAUGUAUAAACCGAAAAAAACAGUUGAAUUUAAUCCGCCCCUUUUAAGAAGUUCCUCAAGACAGGUAGCGAUAAGCCCAACUAGCCAAGAAUCUUUGAGUUUUAAUUAUAUCUUAAUAAAUAAUACGAAGAACAGUUUUGCCGUAGAAAAGGGAUCUGGAGCCGAUAAUGGGAAAAAAAUGUAUCUGAGUGUAAAAUAUGUAGCUAAUUUUGUUGAAAAUGAAACGGCAAUUCUUUUAGUACACGGCUAUAAUAAAACACGAAUCUUCGACACAUAUAUAGUUUUCAUGCUUAAUGGGUCUGUAGGUGCCUUAAAUCCUGUUAGAAAAUGUAAAGUAACAGGCCCAUUAUACAGACCAAACAAAGUAGAUGUGUUAGUUGCUUCGCCAUUUGCUACAUCAGCAACAUUUAAAUUAUAUCUGACAGACAACGAGCCAUCGAUUCCACCGGAGUUUGAAACAACCACAACUCCCAAAUUUUGCGUGAGACGUCUUAAUUUAAUCGACAAGGAAAUAACACUGAGUGGUUUACCAAAAGAGAGUGGACAAGAAAUUCAAGAACACAAACUUUAUCUUCAAAUAAUCUGUCUUAGUACAGUAGUCGGGAAUUCUUGGAUAUGGUUUCGAAGCGAUAUCGGUGAAUUUUUUGUCAGGAUUACAACCCAACCUAGAUGGGAUUUGGCAAUAGAUACUCUACAAGCAAAAGUUCAUAAUUGGCCAAUAGAUCCUUGUAGUUGUGGUGAAGCCUGUGAGUGCUAUCGUACCACCGUCUUGACAAUUCCUUAUAGAAAUGAACUGAUGCUUAAAUCAUUACGUCAUGCAUUACUAGAAUACGCUUCAGACGUAAUGAUACAUGUUUACGAUCAAUUAAUAGAAAGCGCCACUGGCAAGAUAAUAUUGGGCAUGUUGCUGGAAGAGGGGGGGACAAACUUGUCCGAAAUCCAGCACAUAUUAAGAAGUGAUACUACCUUCCGUAUUACAUCGCGAGCUCUCUUACCAAGAAUUGAUAAAGUAACACUAGCCCAACACACCGGAGGUUUUCUUUUGUUACCGGUGACUAUACCGGGACAGGAUAAGGCCGAAAAAUACUCUGUUACACUAACCUCAGACUGUGGAAUGGAUAUUCGCACGUAUAGAGUCCUGUUUAUUGAAUCUUUUAGUGAAUAAUACAAUAUAAACAACCUUGGAAGAAUGAAUUGAAUAGAAUUCGUGCGAUUUGCGAAUUACUUCCCGGUUGAGUGGUUUUAAAUUAGGACAAUCACUAUAUAUUUUUUUAUUCUUAAUUAUUUUUUAUAAAUAGAUUGUGUUCAAAAUAUAUAUGUUAAGUCAUUUUCAACUGAGUUAUGUAUUACGUAAAUCUCUGAAAAACCAUUACUAUUCAAUAGUUGUCCAACGAAAUGAGUUUUAUUUAAAUGGUUUAUAUAAAAAACAUUAACAGAAUGUGGUAUAAAAAUGUUAGUAUCAAGUGAUUAUUAAUAUUUUCUGUUAUAAAGAAAAUCCGCAAUUUGCUUCAAUUUUUUAAUACUAUAUUAUUAAAUUGUUUAAAUUCUUAUAAAUUAUACUAGUUUAAUCAGAUUU